GAUGCCGGGCCCGUGGCUGCUGCUGGCUCUGGCUUUGAUCUUCACCCUAACUGGUAUCCGCGAAUCCGGCGCCUUGCCGGAGGCAGCCCAGGAGGAGGGCGCAGUGACUCCCGGUCUGGGGAACGUCCUGAUGUGGCCAGAACGUCGAUCCUUGAGGAAAGACCUCCGGCGGGUGCGAGGGGACCUGGGUGCAGCCUUAGACUCCUGGAUCUCGAAGCGCCAGCAUCCAGGCAAAAGGGAGGAGGAAGAAGAAAUUGAAGCUGAAGAGAGGGGGGACUUGGGAGAAGGGGGAGCCUGGAAUCCCCACAAACGACAGCACCCCGGCCGCCGUGCCAACCAGGACAAGCAUUCAUGGGUAGACAUGAUGGAAGACAGUGACUGGGUGCCACGGUCCAGGUUGCCACAUUUCUUUCUGGAUUCCUGGUCCUUAGGUAUUCCCCAAGUCAAGCGGCAGCACCCCGGCCGGAGAUCUUUCCCCUGGUUGGAGUCCGAUAUCACCAAGAGGCAGCAUCCAGGCCGGAGGUUCAUAGAUCCCAAGUUUCAAACAAGCUGGGAAGAAAAAGAGGGAGAGGGUGUCCCAAUGCCUGAGAAACGCCAGCAUCCUGGCAAGAGGGCAGUGGGUCACCCUUGUGAGCCCCAGGGGACUUGUGGCCAAACAGGCCUGCUCCAGCUCCUAGGUGACCUGAGCAGGGGCCAGGAGACCCUGGAGAAGCAAAGUCCACAGUUGGAAGCCUGGGACGGGGAGCCUCUGGAGGACUAAGCCCAGAGUCAGGUUUUAAAUCUAGGAUGACUGAGCCCUGUGUGCCCUACCCCAUCUCCUUCACCUUUUCCCCUUAGGUAUUAAACCAGAGCCCUCUGUACAUAGCAUCCACCCAACCCCCUUCCUUACCCACUUCAGGGAUCCCAGUCAGGACGUUAAAGCCCUACUUGUCCCUGCAAACAAGAGGGGCUGAUCUCAUUGUCAUUGUCCUUGUCCCCAACAGCCCCACCGUCUCACACCCCCUCAGCACUGAUGGUUCUUCCACAUCUUCUAAGGGACCUCCUCAGAAAGGGUGGAAUUGAAAAGUUUGGGUGUUAAAGUCCGACUUCCAUCUUCUGCCCCAUGUGACAAGGCUGACCUGGUAUAAUUUCAGAACCCUCUCCCCCAAGGCUGGGGGCCCUGGGCAGUGUGGGGGAUAUUCAAACAUGCCCUGGGUGAGGGGUGUCACAUCUUGUAUAUACCCCUGCUCUUGUUAAUCUCAACAACAAUAAAAUAUAUCC
Molecule: messenger RNA, 1260 nt
Organism: Peromyscus eremicus (cactus mouse)
Lineage: Eukaryota; Metazoa; Chordata; Mammalia; Rodentia; Cricetidae
Gene: Trh
Product: thyrotropin releasing hormone
Exons: 2
Coding region: 2-760 (252 amino acids)
Biological process (GO): hormone-mediated signaling pathway
Cellular component (GO): extracellular region
Molecular function (GO): thyrotropin-releasing hormone activity
Source: RefSeq, a predicted model, not a curated record